GGCAUGCAAGAACAGCCUGCCAAGCCUGCCCAAGACCCACCUUCAGCGGGAGGAAAUCGCACGGAUCACUAAAGUAAGGCUCACCAGCGAUACAGACACCACUAUGGCGCUGGCCACAGUGAAAGCAGUCUCACAGCACUUGCUCGCUCAAGGUGAGGAAGCCUGGAUCCACACUUUGCUGCGUGGCAGUCGCAUCUACAUUGAGAAGCCGAAGCCGAAGCCGCGCAACCCGGAGCUCGAGGCACGGCUGGCCAAAAUCAGCCGAAUGCUGGAAGAGCAGGAGUACAAGAAGAUGACCGACAAUGUUCAGUUGAAGAUGCACGAGAAGCCUGGUGGUAAUAAUACAACAGAUCUGGAUACAGUGGUCCCCGGCGUGCGCAUUGGUGUGUCGGCAGGGCCGAUAUCAGCGCAGCAGGAGAUGAAGGAGGUUAACAGGCAGAUUUCUGUUAUUGCGAAUAUCCUGUUCAGUGCGCUGGGCGUCGGGUUUGCAGUGUUCUAUGCUUCGUACACGCUGACGUCGGAGCUGGGCUUCCGGAUCCUGCUGGGGUUGGCUUCUGCGAUUAUUAUUGCUGCUGCUGAGGCCUGGCUGUUUGCGUUUUCGGGAUCUCGUGGCCAGAAGAAACGGCUGACGAUAAGCACGGCAUCCAAGGGGCCAAGGCCCAGGAGACUAGUAGCCCCAGUGACGCCUGCCCGCAAGAAAACGCAAUAAGCAAACUUUUGUAGGGAUGUUAACAAACGC
Molecule: messenger RNA, 739 nt
Organism: Linderina pennispora
Lineage: Eukaryota; Fungi; Kickxellomycota; Kickxellomycetes; Kickxellales; Kickxellaceae
Exons: 1
Coding region: 104-709 (201 amino acids)
Biological process (GO): vacuolar proton-transporting V-type ATPase complex assembly
Cellular component (GO): endomembrane system
Source: RefSeq, a predicted model, not a curated record